CAGCGCUUCCUGAAGUCGCCACGCCCCCCGUGUGCUUUCGGCUUCCUGUUAUGCUCCAUCGAGUUAAACCCACGUGUGUGCGCGUGCGUGCGUGUGUUUAAAAAGAUAAAUUUUGCGCGAUAAACGUUUACAACGCGUGUAAAGAGCUCCAAGUUAGCAGAGUUGCUUCCACAAGAAAGGAAAUGCCGAAGAAGAGCAACAUUUAGCUUGAGUGUGAGUAAGGCAGUAAAUAACGAGUUAUGGAGGAUAUUUCCCAGGCUUCGGUUCAGAGCGACUCUUCGAGAGAUGCUUUGUUUGAAACCCCUGCGUCUGACAGUGACUCUGGCGACAGCUUGUUUGUGACCCAGUCUGUGUCUUCAGCUUUGAGGAACGUUAAAAGACACCGUCCAUCUAAUACCCAGGCUUGUCCCUUUAGUCAGGAGUCAGAAGAUAAGCAGGAGACGGUGCAGCAUGAAAAAAAUGGGACAAGGAGUGACUCUGACAGUGAGACUAGUUAUGCUGACUUGCUUCACAGAUGGAGAAAACUGUCAAGGAUAAACAGCAGUAGACCUCAUCGUCGCCCAAGGAGUAGGAGAGUUGCUCUAAAGAGGAAGGUGUUACCUUUCCUGAAGAAGUCUGAUUCCGGAAAGCUUUCUGUCCAUGGAAACCAGACUAUAGUGAAUUCAGAGCUCGGUGGGUUUUUUAAAUGUAUAUUGAAGCUGAACAAAGGAUGCAAGAAAAACAGAAGAGAACUGAGUCCAUCAAGGUUGCCUUCUGAAUGGGAGCAAAACCAUGAGGACAACGAAGAUGAUGAUGAUGAUGAUGAUGAGGACAUCAGAAAAGUGAAUACAGAUUUCUUUAUUUAUGGUGGACAUAAAAAAAUUCGACAAACAUGGCUACCUUUCCUGAAAUGGAAAACGAUACAGGACCCAAGAAAGUGCACUAAGAAGAGCAAAAAAUGUCAAGAAGAGUGGGAGAAAUCGUAUCAAACCAGGCAAGUAGCAGAAGACCCGAUGGAGCCUCAAGAUGACACGGAUGUACAUAAUGAGAACAGUUUAUUUAAUAUAGAGGAGUCUCAGUCCAGGAGAAUGGGUGAUGGAAGCAGUAAAUUCCCUGCUAGUCCUUCUCUCUCUCCAGGUUCGACCCCUUCUUGUCUUUCCCCUGAAAAAUCUCUUUUUGUUCAAAAUUUAUUCAUGGAUCCUAAGGAGGAACACACUGAGAAUUCACCACAAGUUUUAGUGACAUGCUCACAAUCACAAUCCGUUGACUGGCAUCAAGCUCCGAAAAUUGAUAAAACUUUUGAGAACUGGAUGGAACCAAUUGAUGAUGAAAUGGACAUUGAGGAGACACAGUGGCCAUGUUUAGCAGACCACGAUGAAGACGAAACCCAGAUUUCUGAGGACAAUCCUAUGGACCGCGACAGAUGGGACAAUGUACUCUGCUUGGAAAACAUCUCAUCCUAUGAUCUCCAAGGACAAAGCAAGGAUAUCUGUGAAGGCGUACAUCAUGAUACAGUGGAUAACGAAGACUUGGUUAGUGCUAGUGGAGGUUUCUUCAGCUCACAGGAUCUUUUUCAAGAACCAAAUAAUCAAGCAAGUCCUUUAAAAGAGACUGAUGUUGAGAAUGCUAAUGAAAAAAUGAAAAACUGUGUAUUGCUACAUGAUGACACAGAUUCAUUAAUGAAGAACAAGAGAUGUUCAUCAAUCUUAGCAGAUGUGGAGGGUGACGAUGUUAAAUAUUCCAAAUCUCUCCCAUCAAUAGAUGGAGAUAUAGACCAAGGAAGAAAGGAAAAGAACAAAAAGACAUCAGAUAAUAGUGUGGAACGUGUGUAUCCAUCAAUGCCAUUAGAAGAUUACACAACAGGAACCAGAGGAAGUAAUUACUCAAGUCCCAGUAAGGACUUCCUCAUGGUCAGACAGAAAGAGAAGACCGAGAGCCCACUGUUUAAAUAUGGUGGGAUCACAUUUCUGAAAAGGAAGAAAGGUAAGGUCCCUGAGAUCUCUCAUAACCUCUCACUGAUACAAGUUGAUCCAGGUCAGAAUGAAGAUCCUGUACCUCACUUUAAUGAUGUUGUCAAGCAGAAAAAAAGAAAAAAGUUAAAAAAUGUUGGGUUGUUGGAGGAGCCAGUCAACACCUUGCCAGAAAUCAGUGUUUCUACAGAGUCAUGUCUGUCAGUUCAGGACUCUUCAGUGGUUUGUGCUUCAGUUUCUGGAAGUAAACCAAAGAAAAAGAGAAAAAAAGACAAAAAUGUUGGACUGUUAGAUGAUCCAGUUGGUACCCCACAAGAAAUCAGUGUUUCUGCAGACUUGGGUCUGUCAGUUCAGGACUGUUCUGUGGUUUGUCCUUCAGUUGGUGUAAGUAAUCCAAAGAAAAAGAGAAAAAAAUACAAAAAUGUUGGACUGUUAGAGGAACCAGUUGGUACCCUACAAGAAAUGAGUGUUUCUGCAGACCCCAGUCUAUCAGUUCAGGACUCUUCAGUGGUUUGUGCUUCAGUUUCUGGAAGUAAACCAAAGAAAAAGAGAAAAAAAGACAAAAAUGUUGAACUGUUAGAGGAACCAGUUGGUACCCUACAAGAAAUCAGUGUUUCUACAGACUUGGGUCUCUCAGUUCAUGAUUCUUCAGUGGUUUGUGCUUCAGUUGGUGGAAGUAAACCAAAGAAAAAGAGAAAAAAAGACAAAAAUGUUGAACUGUUAGAGGAACCAGUUGGUACCCUACAAGAAAUCAGUGUUUCUGCAGACUUGGGUCUCUCAGUUCAUGAUUCUUCAGUGGUUUGUGCUUCAGUUUCUGGAAGUAAACCAAAGAAAAAGAGAAAAAAAGACAAAAAUGUUGGACUGUUAGAGGAACCAGUUGGUACCCUACAAGAAAUCAGUCUUUCUGCAGACUUGGGUCUCUCAGUUCAUGAUUCUUCAGUGGUUUGUGCUUCAGUUUCUGGAAGUAAACCAAAGAAAAAGAGAAAAAAAGACAAAAAUGUUGAACUGUUACAGGAACCAGUUGGUACCCUACAAGAAAUGAGUGUUUCUGCAGACCCCAGUCUAUCAGUUCAGGACUGUUCUGUGGUUUGUGCUUCAGUUUCUGGAAGUAAACCAAAGAAAAAGAGAAAAAAAGACAAAAAUGUUGGACUAUUAGAUGAUCCAGUUGUUACCCCACAAGAAAUCAGUGUUUCUGCAGACUUGGGUCUGUCAGUUCAAGACUGUUCUGUGGUUUGUGCUUCAGUUUCUGGAAGUAAACCAAAGAAAAAGAGAAAAAAAGACAAAAAUGUUGGACUGUUAGAGGAACCAGUUGGUACCCUACAAGAAAUCAGUCUUUCUGCAGACUUGGGUCUGUCAGUUCAUGAUUCUUCAGUGGUUUGUGCUUCAAUUCCCUGUCAAGGUUCCGCUUAUUUGGUGUCCAUCUCUAAGGAAACGGAGCUAUUGACUGGAAAUGAUCUUUUUAUGCCUGAGGUUAACCAACUGGACAUUGGUGCACAAGCUCAUAAAGAUCAUGUUCAGUGUGAGGGUCAUGAACCGCGAAGGAAAAAGAAAAGGGAGACGAAGAAAAGGGAUACAAGUCCUGUGAUAUCUGAUGAGGUGGUUGCUCCCAAGUCUAGUAAAGAGUCUCAUUUGAACCACUGUACCAAAGCUGUCAAGAAAAAGAAACAAAAGUUUAUAUAUGAUGUUGGUGAAGGACAAGUAGCAGAGAUGUAUGCGGACAGUCAAAAUCUUGGUGGACCAUUUAAAAAAAUUCUUAAAAUGCCAGCAGGCAUAGAAAUCCAACCAGUAAAUAACAUAGAGUUGAUGACAGAUGAGACUGUUACUCCAAAAAAGAAGAAAAGGAAGCGGCAAGAAGUUGUCCGGGAAGAAAAUGUGGAUGUUGAGGCAUCGUUUGUAGAGACCAUAGAACAAGUGGAGACUUUAGAUACUUAUCAAGAUUCUGUGCAACAAGCAGCUGAGGUAGUUCAGGUAAAAAAGCAAAAGAAGAAAAAGGACAGAACUGUAACAUGCCAUGAAGAGGAGGUGUUUAAAAAUUCAACUGUGUCUCUCAGACUUGGAGACACAACAACAUCCAAAACACCAAACAACAAACCUGAGACUGGAGGGAUUGAUGAAGAGGAAGGUCUUGGUGAAUCUGAACCAGUGAAGAAAAAGAAGAAGAAAAGAAAAGAGUUGGACAGUGAUGGAUCUUGCUUGGUUUCUCAUGCCUUGGAAUAUUUGAAUAACACCUGUUGGCUCAAUAAUGAGCAGACAAAAGUGGUAAAAGAAGCCUCAAGAAGUGGGCAGAAACUUUGUAAAGAACAUCCUGCACCAUGUUUGAACAUGCAGUUAACAAAUGACGAGAAUAAGAAAAAGAAAAGUGAGAGGACCAAAGGUGAUGACUCUGAAAGUACUGAACAAGUUCUGCUAUCAGACGAUACCAUACAGCUAAAUGGUAAAAAGAAGAAGAAAAAGAAAAAAGAUGGAUAGAAACGGACACAGAUGUUUGAACAUGAUGUUUGUAAGGAAGGUGGUUCACAGAACCUUCAGAAGCAAUAAAACUGAGAAUAAGAAAAAGAA
Messenger RNA from Tachysurus vachellii, 4508 nucleotides. RefSeq names its product phoenix (gene pho). Lineage: Eukaryota; Metazoa; Chordata; Actinopteri; Siluriformes; Bagridae. The record is from RefSeq and is a predicted model, not a curated record. Gene Ontology annotation, biological process: transcription by RNA polymerase I. Bases 240 to 4418 code for a protein of 1392 amino acids. The transcript is spliced from 5 exons.